Messenger RNA from Camellia sinensis, 453 nucleotides. NCBI's taxonomy places the organism in Eukaryota, Viridiplantae, Streptophyta, Magnoliopsida, Ericales, Theaceae. The record is from RefSeq and is a predicted model, not a curated record.
AUGGCGUCUGAAACCCUAGAAGACAAGAAACAAGAAGAAAUAGCUAACGUUGAAGACAAAGGUGAAGUGAAAGAAGAAGGGAAAACAGAGGAGGGUGAAGAAGAGAAGGAAGUGGAAAAGAAAGAAGAGGAUACGGAAAUGGCGGAGAAGGAAGAACCUGAGGUGACAGGUGAAGAGAGUAAGGAGGAAGCAGAGGAGGUAAGCAAGAAGGCGAAGAGAGGCCGAAAGGCUAGUUCGAAGAAAGCUGCAAAAGAUGAGAAGGCGGCGAAGAGUGAGCCUGGCUCAAAAGAGCCUGUUACGCCAAUUGAGAGGCCGAUCAGGGAGAGGAAGACUGUUGAGCGGUAUUCGGAGCCUUCGACUGGGAGAAGUGCAAGCAAAGCAUUGUCCAUUGAGAAGGGUCAAGGCACACAGCUUAAGGAUAUACCAAAUGGUAUGUAUUUAUCAUUUAUCUAG